ACAUCUCUUGGACCCCACAUGCUGCCUUUUCCACUUACAUUUGUUUUUUCUAUUGGUUUGUCCCGGUGACCAGGAAAAGCUCCGCUGGAACAGUUCCAAGCUGCUGUUCGUCCAGCCGUUACCGUGGCUAAUACUGUUACGUGGACUAUGGCGUGGCAUGAUAGUAAAGCUAGAAAAAGAAAAUGUCUAAAUUCCAUUUUAUUUCACCUAUAAAGGCAAGCUCCUUCACGAACCAUGAACCCACACUGCACCAGUUGUACUGCUAGCUAGUUCUCUCAUAUAUUCUGCCUUCGAUUUCUUCCUUUUUCUUUGAAGUGAACUGUGUGAUCUCUCCCUAAGCUUUCAACAAUGGCAGUUGAUUCACAACUCUCCUCCCCGCUUGGCCCUCCGGCGUGCGACAAGGAUUCCAAGGCGCUUCAGUUCAUCGAGGAGAUGACGAGGGAAACAGGCGCUGUCCAGGAGAGGGUUUUGGGGGAGAUACUGAUUCGGAACGCCGAGACUGAGUACCUCAGGAGGUUCCAGCUCAAUGGAGCUACGGACCGAGACACGUUCAAGUCGAAAGUCCCUGUCGUUACUUAUGAGGAUCUUCAGCCUGACAUCCAGCGUAUUGCUAAUGGUGACCGAUCCUCCAUCUUUUCGGCUCACCCCAUUUCUGAGUUCCUCACCAGCUCUGGGACUUCGGCUGGUGAGAGGAAACUAAUGCCGACGAUUCAUGAAGAGUUGGACCGUCGCCAGCUAUUGUACAGUCUUCUCAUGCCGGUGAUGAACCAAUACGUUUCCGGUUUAGACAAAGGGAAGGGACUCUACUUCUUGUUCGUUAAGGCAGAAACAAAGACUUCCGGUGGGCUCUUGGCACGUCCGGUGCUCACCAGCUACUACAAGAGCGAACAUUUCAAGACCAGGCCGUAUGACCCUUACAACGUCUACACCAGCCCGAAUGAGGCUAUUCUCUGCGCCGACUCGUUUCAGAGCAUGUACACCCAGAUGCUCUGCGGUCUCCUUAUGCGCGAAGAGGUUCUCCGGGUCGGUGCUGUGUUUGCCUCAGGCCUGCUAAGAGCCAUCCGGUUCCUACAACUUCACUGGCAACAACUGGCCCAUGACAUCUCUAGUGGAGCUUUAAACCCUAAAAUUACGGACCCUUCUGUCCGGGAUUGCAUGUCCAAAUUAAUUGUCAAACCCAAUCCCGAACUCUCCAAGUUCAUAACCCAAGAGUGUUCAGGAGAGAACUGGGAAGGUAUAAUCACAAGAAUUUGGCCUAACACGAAAUACCUAGACGUGAUUGUAACGGGUGCAAUGGCUCAGUACAUACCCACUCUUGAAUAUUACGGCGGAGGGCUACCCCUUUCAUGCACUAUGUAUGCCUCCUCCGAAUGCUACUUUGGGCUUAACCUCAAGCCAAUGUCCAGUCCUUCUGAGGUGUCCUACACUAUCAUGCCAAACAUGUGUUACUGCGAGUUCUUGCCACACGAGCCGGACGCUCCAGCUGUAUCUUGUGACUCGCCUCCAGAGCUUGUUGACCUUGCCGACGUCGAAGUUGGGAAACAAUACGAGCUCAUAAUCACCACCUAUGCCGGGCUUUGUCGCUACCGAGUGGGCGACAUCCUCCAAGUCACCGAUUUCCACAACUCGGCUCCCCAGUUUCGCUUCAUAAGAAGAAAGAACGUGUUGUUGAGCAUCGACUCGGACAAGACGGACGAAGCGGAGUUGCAAAAGGCUAUCGAUAAUGCAUCAGCGCUCCUAAAGGAAUUCAACACAAGUGUGGUCGAGUACACGAGCUAUGCAGACACAAAAUCAAUACCAGGACACUAUGUACUUUACUGGGAGUUGCUGGUGAAAGACCCGGCUAACUCUCCGACUCAUGAGGUCCUGAACCUAUGCUGCUUAGCCAUGGAGGAGUCUCUGAACUCGGUAUACAGACAAAGCCGCGUUGCAGACAACUCGAUCGGUCCCCUUGAGAUUAGGGUGCUCGAGAAUGGCACCUUUGAAGAGCUCAUGGAUUAUGCAAUCUCCCGGGGUGCAUCUAUCAACCAGUACAAAGUUCCAAGGUGCGUGAACUCCUCCCCGAUCGUGGAACUCCUCGACUCCAGAGUGGCCUCGGUGCAUUUCAGCCCUGCCCCGCCGCAAUGGAACCCCGAACGACGUUGAUGUUGACCAUAUGCAUGACGGCAUGGAAUAAGAGAGAAGAUACUAAGAUUCUGUAGGGCUACCAAGCCAAAAGGCCAUUUCUUGUUGAAUUUUACUUUGCUUUUUAAAAGUGUCUUUCGAUUGAUCAGUUUCUUUUUUUUUUUUCUUUAAAAUAUAUUGAAGGGUGUGCAUCUGUAUAAUAGCUUCAGAUUAUCUUCUGAGCGCUUGACGUAAUUGUCAUGGAUGUAUUUGUUAGUGCAUCGUAUCUUAUCCUUUUCUGCCAUGACAAUAAAGGUGGCAAAUUGUAAGUUUACUUUUGUUUCGAAGGUUGUAAUAUUAAUUUGAAUUUAAAUAGUUUUUGUACUUAGCAGUGCUA
Messenger RNA from Carya illinoinensis, 2500 nucleotides. RefSeq names its product probable indole-3-acetic acid-amido synthetase GH3.1. Gene Ontology annotation, cellular component: cytoplasm. The transcript has 3 exons. NCBI's taxonomy places the organism in Eukaryota, Viridiplantae, Streptophyta, Magnoliopsida, Fagales, Juglandaceae. The coding region runs from base 349 to 2145 and encodes 598 amino acids. The record is from RefSeq and is a predicted model, not a curated record. Gene Ontology annotation, molecular function: acid-amino acid ligase activity.